ACUUAAGGCAACUUUAUUUGGUGGCUGUCAGUUCAGAAAACCAUUUUACCAAAUUUCAAAAUUAAUAUAAAGCCACGAACCAAAUCUUCUAGUACAUCCACCUAAGUUUCCCUUUAACCUAAAAACCAUGGAGGAGGAUCUGGAAUUCCUUAUCAAUGCCCUCUCAGUGCCACAUACCCCGUUGACCGAGCCUUAUGGCGAACAAGAACUACUGGAGAUGCGUGAAUCCUUCAAGACGCUGCAGAAGUUCCUUCGUCGCAGUUCCUUGCCCAUCGAGGCCAGCCUGCGCUCAAUGCCGAGGUCAAAGGCUGGCGGGGAUACGGACAGGCUGAAGGAACGGGCUCUGUCCUCGAUGAUGGCUCUGUUUGCAAACGAUUAUGAACAGCCCAACGAUCAAAAUAAUGGUUCUCAAGUCUGGAACUCAGCGGAAAGUGGAGUCCGCUCUUCGCCCAUCAUUUCAGAGUGCGGCCUGAGGGAUCAGGGUAAGGAAAGUCUUUUAUGCGAGAGUUCCUGGAGUGAUAUUGGAGACCUAGCAAUGGUGCCCUAUGAGAAACUCUCCAACGAACGAAGCAGUUCGGAGUCCACAAUUACCGGAGAAAGUUUCUCCUCUUCGGGGAUCUCGAUUAGCAUACCUGUUAACCUGGUCUGGAACAACAACGAAUACAACUCGGAGAGCACGGACAGUGAAACCACACUUGUAGCAGACGGCCUAAGAUACAGUAUACAAAAUUAGAUUUGCAUAACUUUCAGAAGAUUCAAAGAUUAUCCACAUCAAGUUUUAGGCUAGCACAAAGAGUUUUCAUUCUAAAAAAGUUUUCAAAUAUUUUUUAUAAAUGGUAAAUAAAUCGUAAGUGCAGGCAGUUUUCUUAAA
This is a messenger RNA of Drosophila eugracilis, 871 nucleotides long. RefSeq lists its product as uncharacterized. The transcript has a single exon. Bases 128 to 733 code for a protein of 201 amino acids. The record is from RefSeq and is a predicted model, not a curated record. NCBI's taxonomy places the organism in Eukaryota, Metazoa, Arthropoda, Insecta, Diptera, Drosophilidae.